AUGUACUACAAGAACUGGGAAACGACAAUAUACUGCGAUGGAUAUCCUGUGGACGAAUACUGUGCUCGAAUCGAGAACAGUACGACGGUGUCAUGCUGGAUACCGAGCGAGGCGGGCAAGAAAUUUGAAGUGCAUUGGCGGAACGAGCUGGAUGAGGUCGCCUCCGCGGACUGCUAUAUGGACGGUCGGUGCAUGGGCUGCUCGGCGACAAUGCCGUGGCGCAGAGGACGGCGCUGGGGCGUGCGGACUGGGGCAGAGACGUUCUCGCCAUACCAGUUUACUCCGCUGGUUGUUACAGACGACGAGGACGUCGCCAACCCGGAUGCGUGCGGUAUUGAGGACCUGGGUGUGGUUGAGGUGCGCGUGUGCCGUGUAGUCCACGAGUAUCGCCGCUUCGCAAAACCGUACCGCCCGCGCUAUUUCCCUGAGCGGGGCCCCAUCCAUGAAAGGAGCAAGAAGGCCGGCACGCAUUGUGUUUCUCUGGGAGACGGCGUCCGCUGCCCUCCGCACACGUCUCCUCCCACCAAGGUUGUAUACUUGGAUAGGCAGGACCGCCCCUACAUCCGGUUCAUCUUCCGCUAUCGCCCUAGGGCUCUUCUUCAGGCCGAAGGUAUCAUGCCCUGUGGUAUUCGUUCAUCUGCUCGGCAAGCUGAAGCCGACAUGACAAGAAGCGCCCCUGCGCCGGAUGCUGGACCAUACGCGCGGCGAGUAGAUGGUGGACCUUCCACUCAGCGAGCAGAUGCCAUACCGACCGCGCAGCAACGCGAGCCACUCGUCAAGGAGGAAGUGCUGUCGAGCCCGAACCCUGCCGGAGUGGUACUUGAUCUCGCUGCUGCUGCACAGACCGGAACGAAGCGCAUCAAGAGAGAAGAAGUGGGCCGUUCGCGAACAAGCGCCAUCAACGUGGAUGUCGAAGUAAUUGAUUUGACUAUGGAAGACUGA
Messenger RNA from Sparassis crispa, 942 nucleotides. RefSeq lists its product with no specific name. The transcript has 6 exons. Bases 1 to 942 code for a protein of 313 amino acids. NCBI's taxonomy places the organism in Eukaryota, Fungi, Basidiomycota, Agaricomycetes, Polyporales, Sparassidaceae. The record is from RefSeq and is a predicted model, not a curated record.